AGUAGACGCUUUUACUCUGUUGUCGUCAGAAACUUACGUUGAGGUUCUGUUUUCACUCUUGUAAGUUGUAAGUGUAAACUCGUUUCUAAAGAAAUUAUCCAAUUUGUACUGCAAAAGAAAAUUUCUUCGAUAAAUAAAUCCAGGAAAUGGAGACGAUUCUGGAGCAGCAGAGGAGGUACCACGAGGAAAGGGAGAGGCUGAUGGAUGCCAUGGUGAAAGAGAUGCUACAUAAAAAAUCCAGUUACAGAGAGCAGAUAAAUUCAGACCACAGGCUCAAAAUUCUUCUCGAUCAAUACAUGGAAAGCACAAAUAAAUUAAAAGAGUUGUACGAGGACAAAGACGGGAUAAGGAAAGACGAAAUAGCCGCAUUAUCAGGGCCUAAUGAGUUUUCAGAAUUUUACUCCAGACUCAAGGCGAUCAAGGAUUUCUACAGAAGGAUACCAAAUGAGAUUUCCGUUCCAAUGUCUGUUGAAUUUGAAGAGCUGGCUAAAUUGCGGGAGAACCCGACAGAAGAGACGACAAACCUUGUAGAGUUCACGGAUGAAGAAGGCUAUGGAAAAUAUUUAGACCUGCAUGAGUGUUAUGAAAAAUACAUAAAUCUAAAAGGCGUAGAGAAAGUUGAUUACAUCACGUAUCUUACAACUUUUGAUCGUUUGCACGAAAUACCGAAAGAAAGGAAAACGUCCGAAUAUAAAAGAUACGUUGAAAUGUUAUUAGAUUACCUUUAUGAUUAUAUAAUGAGAAUAAAACCGCUGCAUGAUAUGGGCCAAGAAAUGGAAGGGGUUCAAAAAGAGUUCAACGCCCAAUGGGAGGCUGGGACUUUUAUUGGCUGGCCGAAAGAAACUGGCAGUGUGUUAACCAACGUGGGCGCACAUUUAGACCUGUCUGCAUUUUCAUCGUCCGAAGAAUUAGCCUCGUUGGGUCUAGACAGAUUGAAAUCGGCUCUGAUGGCGCUUGGUUUAAAAUGCGGAGGGACAUUGGAAGAAAGGGCUCAGAGGCUUUUCAGUACAAAAGGGAAGAAAUUAUUAGAUCCAAGUCUAUUAGCAAAGUCCAAACCGGGAAAGUCAAACAGAAACAAAGAUAACGAAAGACAAAGAGAUAUCGCUUUGAUUGAAGCCCAAGUUUACAAACUAGCUGAUAUUUUAAGCGAGCAAAGGGUAGCAACAAAGGAAAACGUGCAAAGGAAGCAAGCUAGGACUGGCGAAGAAAGAGGAGAAUCUGAUGCAGAGGCUUCCUCUUCGGCGUCAGAAGCUGAAGAAGAUGAUGAUGGUGUUCCUUAUAAUCCUAAAAAUUUACCAUUGGGCUGGGAUGGAAAGCCUAUUCCUUAUUGGUUGUAUAAGCUGCACGGCUUGAAUAUAAGCUACAAUUGUGAAAUAUGCGGAAAUUUCAUAUACAAAGGGCCUAAAGCAUUUCAGCGCCAUUUUGCUGAAUGGAGGCAUGCUCAUGGAAUGAGGUGUCUAGGCAUACCGAACACAGCUCAUUUUGCAAAUGUAACACAGAUAGAAGACGCUCUUGCAUUAUGGGAAAAAUUAAAAACACUAAAACACGAGGAGAGGUGGCAGCCAGAGCAAGAAGAGGAGUAUGAAGAUUCUCUAGGAAAUGUUGUUAACAGAAAGACAUAUCAAGAUUUAAAACGACAAGGACUUCUUUAAUUUUAACAGUGUUUUAUUACAAACUAUUUUUGAAUUUAAACAUUUGUAAUUCAUUGUAUCUGAAUUCGUUGUAAAUACUGAUUAUUUUAUUGUUUAUGGAAAAAACUUAAAUAUAAGUAUACUUUAAACUUUGUACUUGUAACCCAUUUCUUUUUUUGUAAUGAAAAAGGGUUAAAAUAAAUGCUUAAUCCCCCCCCCCAUGAAUGUAAACUAAGUACCUCUGGAGAGAAAAGAAAGCGGCCAGGUCAGGACCAGAAUUUAUCAUGUAUAAACAAGAGUUGAUUUUGUUCGAAAAAAUAUUAAUUUAAAAAUAAAAUAAAAAAGA
Cimex lectularius (bed bug) is the source of this 1977-nucleotide messenger RNA. RefSeq names its product splicing factor 3A subunit 3 (gene noi). Gene Ontology annotation, molecular function: zinc ion binding; RNA binding. The record is from RefSeq and is a predicted model, not a curated record. Bases 147 to 1652 code for a protein of 501 amino acids. Lineage: Eukaryota; Metazoa; Arthropoda; Insecta; Hemiptera; Cimicidae. Gene Ontology annotation, cellular component: nucleus; spliceosomal complex. Gene Ontology annotation, biological process: mRNA splicing, via spliceosome. The transcript has 12 exons.